Sugiyamaella lignohabitans is the source of this 753-nucleotide messenger RNA. RefSeq lists its product as uncharacterized. The transcript has a single exon. The coding region runs from base 1 to 753 and encodes 250 amino acids. The record is from RefSeq and is a predicted model, not a curated record. NCBI's taxonomy places the organism in Eukaryota, Fungi, Ascomycota, Dipodascomycetes, Dipodascales, Trichomonascaceae. Gene Ontology annotation, biological process: mitochondrial citrate transmembrane transport.
AUGAUUGAGCGAAGUGCCCUUCCUUCGAGUGCUGCUACUUCGGUUUCUUCAUCGUCUGCAAGCUCGUUGUUGCCUAAACAUUUGGCUCAUCACAAACCGGGUCAGAUCCCUGAAGUCACGACCUCAGGAUCUGGUGCCGGUGCUGGUGCUGGUGCUGCUUCUGGUUCUGGCUCUGGUGCAACUGGUGAAGCAAAGAAAAGAGUUAUUAGACCAAAAGCUUCACCAUCUGCUGCUGUGAAUCCUAGACCUUAUGCUAAUAUGCUUUAUGAGGUGAAUCCGGCUGUUCAUGGCUUUUUUGGUAAUAUUAAAGAUAUGUAUGUGGUAAGAGGGCCACGAGCAUUUGUUCAGGGAUUCAUGCCUACUAUAUUUCGCCAGGUGAUGAAUUCCACUGUGAGAUUCACAACUUUCAACUUUCUUAAACAGUUCUUCCAUCCUCACGACAACGAACCGAUGCCAGGGCUUAUGGCGUUCGGAAUUGGUUGUGUUGCUGGAGCUGUCGAGGUGUUGGCUACUCAGCCUAUUGAUGUGGUCAAGACUCGAAUGCAGACUGUUAAUGGUAUCAAAUUGUAUGGAUCGAGUUUGAUGUGCUCUUACAAGAUAUUUGUUCAUGAAGGGCCCAAACAUCUGUGGGCAGGUAUGUUGCCACGGUUCGUCAAGGUUACAUUCAGUGGUGGUAUCGUGUUUGGAGUAUAUGAGUUUGCCAACAGUUUGGUCAUGAGAGCCAUGCAGGAAAACCCAUUCUCCUGGGAAUAA